AUGUUUUGGCUUGCAAUUCUUUCCGUCAUCUUUGGUCGAUUGCUUAUGACGAAUUCGUCUUUGGUUUGUCGUUCGCCUAUACUAAACCAGUCUUGUUUCUCUUUGGAGUCACUUAAUACAACGCACUACGAAUCGAAUUUAAAUUCAAGUGGUGUAUGUACUACUGAAUUAAUCUUCGACUACAAUCCAGAUUGUGUAAAAGUUCAGUUUGGUGACGAGCGGAGUGAUUAUGCAAACAAAUCGAAAGAUAAGAUUACGAUUCACCACAUGGUAGACAUUCGGAUUUAUCCGGCUUCCACUGAAAUCAAACGUAAUAUCACACUGUACUGUCCUAGAAAUGAUUCGUGUUCAGAAGAUGCCAAAAACAUCUAUGAAGCAAGCAUGAAGUUAAAUCGGACAAAACUUUUACAAGAGCUUGGAAAUGAAUUGUUAAGUGCUUCUGAUGAUAAUAGUCAUCUGACUUGUUCUAAUAACAACGAUCAAGAAAUUUUUUGCUCGCUCGGUUGUUGCUCAGUGCAAAGUGAUGGCAAAUCUGGAUUUAUUCAUUCGUGUGAACGAACUUCUUGUAAUAGAACCGUAAAAGUUGCUAUAAGGGCUCAAGCGAUAUGUCCGGGUGACGACAGUGAAGCAACUUUUUCUUACACGUGUGACAAACCAAUGUGUAAUAAUAAAUUUACUGCCAAUAAACUUCGUCGUUUAUUGAAAGACGCCUCAUUGCUCACACAAACAGGCACUUCGUAUGUUCUGUGCAGCUCUGCAGCGUCUGCUCUGAGCCAAAUUUCAAUCAUCAUCAAAUAUCUCUCAAUAGUGAUUGCUAUCAUUUUGUUCAAUUAUUAA
Molecule: messenger RNA, 837 nt
Organism: Adineta ricciae
Lineage: Eukaryota; Metazoa; Rotifera; Eurotatoria; Adinetida; Adinetidae
Source: the annotation of a GenBank genome assembly